AUGGGGUCAACACAAUUUGGAAAUUUCCAUAAUUUCUGCCGUGACUCGACGUUACCAGUCUGCAACUUAUUCAAUCCUCCUACCAACAGCAAUUUCGGAUAUGGAGGCUGCGAGCUUACGGGUAUAUCUUUGAGUGGUGGGAAACAUCUAGGAAAUCUGGGCUCAAUAGUAAUUGCAGGAAUUGCAAUUGUAAUUACUGCAUUCUUGAUAUGGCGUUCAGAUCGAAAACAGGCAGCAGUGGGAAGAAGGGAGAUGCAACUCUUCCUCGUAGGAUAUCUGAUUAUCGAAAUAUGUGAAAUAUUUACUGUGGGCGAGUUUCCUUUGAGCGCAACUGUUCGAAUAGCAUUCACGGGUAUCCACCUAGGAAUGAUCAGCGCAACAUUAUGGAUUCUGAUGCUGAAUGCCGUUGUGGGCUAUCAGAUAAUCGACGACGGGACCGCUAUGUCACUAGUCCUUAUGUUUGCUUCAGCAGCAGCUCUCUUCAUCGGGACUGGAUACAUUGCUCUCGAUACUGGAUACAGCUGGACCGGACACUUCGACUCAAGUCUAAUUGGUCAAGGCAACGGCCAGAACCGAAAUGUUGCUCUCUACGUCCUAUAUCAACUCGCGCCAUUAGUAUUUCUGUUCGUAUUCUUCGUCCUAGAGAUAGUCCUGGUCAUUAAGGUUUUGGGCGAGCGUAAACCCAUGAUUUUCUUAGCGGGUGCUGCUGUUCUAUUUGCUCUUGGCCAAAUUUUCAAUUAUGUGAUCAGCCCUCAUAUUUGCAACGGCACAAACGGCAAAAUCGAUGGGGCUCUUUUCGAGACGCUCUUCACUUUACUAUCUGUGGUCAUGAUAUGGACGUUUUGGUCAAGUAUUACAGAAGAUGAUUGGCCAAUGCCUGUCGCAAACACAUAUUCAUGA
This is a messenger RNA of Sclerotinia borealis F-4128, 900 nucleotides long. NCBI's taxonomy places the organism in Eukaryota, Fungi, Ascomycota, Leotiomycetes, Helotiales, Sclerotiniaceae. The record is from the annotation of a GenBank genome assembly.